Messenger RNA from Elephantulus edwardii (Cape elephant shrew), 2703 nucleotides. RefSeq names its product G protein-coupled receptor 133 (gene ADGRD1). Lineage: Eukaryota; Metazoa; Chordata; Mammalia; Macroscelidea; Macroscelididae. Gene Ontology annotation, cellular component: membrane. Bases 1 to 2703 code for a protein of 900 amino acids. Gene Ontology annotation, molecular function: G protein-coupled receptor activity. The record is from RefSeq and is a predicted model, not a curated record. The transcript has 26 exons. Gene Ontology annotation, biological process: adenylate cyclase-activating G protein-coupled receptor signaling pathway; cell surface receptor signaling pathway.
AUGCCACUCCGCUCCUGGCAUCCCUGGCUGCUGCUGCUGCUGCUACCGUCCCCCCGACAGGUGCAGGGAGCCGCCAGGUCCCAGGACCACCCAGGUUUUGAGGUCUUGGCGUCUGCGUCCCACUACUGGCCACUGGAACACGUUGAAGGGAUCCAUGAACUUCAGGACACAACUGGAGCCUCCCGCGCCCACAACCUCACUGUGUCCUCUUCCCAUAACUCCACCUUUGUGUAUGCCAAUGACCCCGCCUACACUAACUCCUCAGCAACAGUAGACAUCGUGGAAGGCAAGGUGAACAAAGGCAUUUACCUCCGGGAGGAGAAGGGUGUCACACUCCUCUACUAUGGAAGCUACAAGAACUCCUGCAUCAGCAGCCCCGCCCAGUGUGGCCCAGAAGGGGUCACCUUCUCUUUUUUCUGGAAGAAACAAGGAGAGCACUCCAGGCCCACGGCCUCUGCCUACGGGGGACAGGUCAUCUCCAACGGGUUCAAGGUCUGCUCCCGAGGCGGCGAGGGCUCUGUGGAGCUGUACACGCGGGAGAACUCCAUGACGUGGGCGGCCACCUUCAGUCCCCCAGGCCCCUACUGGACACAUGUGCUGUUCACGUGGAAGUUCAAGGAGGGCCUGAAGGUCUACGUCAACGGGACGCUGAGCACCUCAGACCCCAGCGGGAAGGUGGCUCACACCUACGGGGACUCCAACGCCAACCUGGUCAUCGGGACUGAGCAGGACGCGUCCCGGCGCUACGAGAACGGUGCCUUCGACGAGUUCAUCAUCUGGGAGCGGGCACUGACCCCACACGAGGUGGCCAUGUACUUCACGGCAGCCGUCGGGAGGGGCUUCCUUAUUUCUGCUGACCUUCCAGUUUACAAGACAUCUGUCACUAUGUCUGUUUCCACAGAUGCCUACUAUCCCAUCAUAACCAACCUGACAGAGGAGAGGAGGCACUUCCAGAAGCCUGGGGUAGCACUCAGCUACCUGCACAACGUGUCCGUCAGCUUACCCCACGAGUCCCUCUCACAGGACACCGCCCGGAACCUCACUGAGACCUUCUUACAAACCGUGGGAAAAGUUCUGCUGCUCAACCGGACCACCAGGUCAGAGGACCACGGCAUGGCACUGGGCCUGAUUGAGAUCAUUGACGCGGUGAUGGGGCACAUCUCCACCAACCUGCAGGCCUGCGAGUCCCACAUCACCUUCACCGGCUCCUCCUCCAUGGCAGAAUACUCGGUGAACAAGAUCCUCCCCCGGGCCAUGAACACCUCUCAUUACCGCUUCCUGGCGCAGGGCCACAGCUACAUUGAGAUCCCUCACGAGGCCUUCCAAGUCCAUGCCUGGACCACCAUCGUCGGCCUCCUCUACCACACAGUGCAUAAUUACCUGGACGGCAUCCAUCCGGCCCACACCAGGAUCACCGAGGCCGCCAAGCACAAAGACUUCCUGAUGUCGGCCACCAGCCUGCUCAUCUCCCUGGAGGUGUCCCCGCCGCCCACUCUCUCCCAGAGCUUGUCGGGGUCUCCGCUCGUCACCAUCUACCUCGAGCACAAGCUGAACCUCAGGCAGCACACCCAGGCCACCAACAAGAGCAACCAAGUCUUCUUCUACUGCGCUUUCCUGGACUUCAGCUCAGGGAGAGGGGUCUGGUCGGACCAGGGCUGCGCCCGUACAGAUGGCAACCUCAGCUUCUCCGUCUGCCGCUGCACGCACCUCACCAACUUCGCCAUCCUGAUGCAGGUGGUCCCGCUGGAGCUGGCACAUGGACACCAGGUGGCGCUGUCGUCCAUCAGUUACAUUGGCUGUUCCCUGUCAGUACUCUGCCUGACCGCCACGCUGGCCACUUUCGCUGUCCUCUCCUCCGUCAGCACCAUCAGGAACCAGCGCUACCACAUCCAUGCCAACCUGUCCUUCGCUGUGCUGGUGGCCCAGGUGCUGCUGCUGGUCAGCUUCCAGCUGAAGCCGGGCACGGUCCCCUGUCAGGUCAUGGCUGUGCUCCUGCACUACUUCUUCCUGAGUGCCUUUGCGUGGAUGCUGGUUGAGGGACUGCACCUUUACAGCAUGGUCAUCAAGGUCUUUGGCUCAGAGGACAGCAAGCACCUCUACUACUAUGGCAUAGGAUGGGGUGCCCCUCUUGUCAUAUGUGUCAUUUCCAUGUCAUGUGCCAUAGACAGCUACGGAGCGAGCGACAACUGCUGGCUGUCCCUGUCGAGCGGCGCCAUCUGGGCCUUUGUGGCUCCUGCCCUCCUUGUGAUCAUGGUCAACAUCAGCAUCCUCAUCGCGGUCACACGGGCCAUCUGUCAGAUCAGCGCUGACAACUAUAAGAUACACGGAGACCCCAAUGCCUUCAAGCUGACCGCGAAGGCCGUAGCGGUGCUGCUGCCCAUCCUGGGCACCUCGUGGGUGUUUGGCGUGCUUGCAGUCAACAACCAGGCGAUAGUCUUCCAGUAUAUCUUCGCCCUGCUCAACUCCCUCCAGGGCCUCUUCAUCUUCCUCUUCCACUGCCUGCUGAACUCAGAGGUGCGUGCUGCCUUCAAGCACAAAACCAAGAUCUGGUCGCUCACCAGCAGCUCGGCCCGCAGCGCCCAUGGGAAGGCCUUCAGCUCCGACAUUACAAAUGGAACCCGGCCAGCCACAGCUUCCUCAAAACUGGGCCCUUGGGACAAGGGCAGCCUCUCUGCUCACCGUGUGGACCUGUCUGCUGUGUGA